UGGAGCCUGUGGAGCCUGUGAAGUGUGUCGCCUAACAGACUCUGCUGAGGGUGGUAAAAACUCUCCUCUUUGUUUUGUAAGUGGAACGUCUUCUUCUGACACGUGACGUGCCCAGGCCGGAACUCGGUGACGUAGCAGCACAACAAAGAUGGCAGGGAUAGGAGGCAGCAGCUACUGGGAAGAUCUGCGAAAGCAGGCCCGUCAGUUGGAGAAUGAACUCGACCUGAAGUUGGUGUCCUUCAGUAAACUGUGCACCAGCUACAGCAGCUCCAGGGAUGGACGUCGAGGAGAGACGUCAGACACCACCCCUUUGCUAAACAACUCCACCCAGGACAGGAUGUUUGAUACCAUGUCAGUGGAGAUCGAACAGCUGCUGUCCAAACUGACUGCAGUGAAUGACAAGAUGGCGGAGUACACUAAUACCCCGGGUUCAACUUCUCUCAAUGCCGCACUCAUGCACACGCUCCAGAGACACAGAGACAUCCUACAGGAUUACACACAUGAAUUCCACAAAACCAAAGGCAACUUCUUGGCCAUUCGGGAAAGAGAAGACCUGCUGGGGUCUGUCAGGAAAGACAUUGAGACAUACAAGAGUGGCUCCGGGGUCAACAACAGAAGAACAGAGCUGUUCCUAAAGGAGCACGAGCAUCUGAGAAAUUCGGACCGACUGAUGGAUGACACGAUAAGUAUUGCCAUGGCAACCAAGGAGAACAUGACCUCGCAGCGUGGCUUCCUGAAAUCCAUACAGAGCCGGGUCAACACGCUGGCCAACCGUUUCCCAACCAUCAACAAUCUCAUCCAGCGAAUAAACCUGCGGAAGAGGAGGGACUCCCUGAUCCUCGGCACAGUGAUCGGCGUCUGCACCAUCCUCCUCCUGCUCUACGCCUUCCACUGAAAGCCUGCUGAAUGUUUAAAGGAGCCGCACUCGACGUGCUCUCUGUAACAUGGGAUACCCAGAGACUAAGCUCAGUGAUUGGAUAACCCGAGGCUCCUGAGCAGGGGGACAUUCAGUUGGUCCAGAUCUUGGACGGGAACAGAUUUGGCCAACAAGAACUACUGAACUUGUAUUUAGCAGUGGGACAGAUGGAGGGCUGCCAACAAGUGAAUGGAGACCAAAAGUAUAAAAUAAGUCUAGAUUUUAAUUAAAUAUAUUGACAACUCACUGGAGAGUGUGAAGAGACUGAGAGAACGUGUGAUGAUCAUCAUUAUUUUCCACAGGGAGGAUUUUUAGUUAAAUUGUCCUUUUUAAUGGAAGUGGGAUGGAGAGUUCAUUGUGGGCUGUAUAAUGUGAAAUUAAUAAAUUAUUCAUAUCAGUAUGUGUAAACAAGUGUGUGGUACUACUAGAUACUGAACAUUUAACGCUUUUGUGAAUAUGCUGUGAACUCUACAUUUCCGACCGCCAGGAUGUAACAGCAGGGCAUGUACAAAUAUAUUUUGUUUACUACAUUUCCAUUUAAAAAGAAAUUACUGUUGUGUUUUAUGUGAAAGUAAAGCCAUCCAGGCACUCCAAAAUGUAAGAAAAGUAGUAUGGGGAGAGAGAAAAGUCUUUCUGGUAACUUCUUCUGACAGUUCGGAGGGCCUGGAUCAGCUUUUAUUCUGGUUUUCACAAUUUUCAAACACCCGACACACCCUUCAUCUACGGUUAAAUAUACAGACCAAUCAGUUAGAUCUCACCCCUAUUUUUGUAUUUGUCUUAUUAUAAAGAGAGGACAAGUGGAGAGGGGCAGAACGAUUGGGGACUACAGUACAUGCUCCCUGGCUGAAAUAUCACCGAUGAUGGUUGGUUAUCGGCAUUUGCAGAACAUGAUUAAUGUUUAAAAGUACAUUUUCCAAAUUCAAAAACGUAAUCCAAAUACUGAACAGCGUCUGUAAAAAAAAAAGAUUCAAUGUAGCAAAUGUUAAUAUUUAACAACAAAAAAAGUAAGGAUAUAAAAAGUAUGAGGUCAAAAUGGAUUGUCAGUUUGAUCAAUUAUCCAAGAGGCUUCAUCCUUUCUGAGAGUGGUAGAGGGGACAGGAUUGCAGCCUGAACACAGUUAUCAGAUUCUUCUGAAAUGGGUAACUUUAUCAAAGUUGUUUUAAAGUGUAAGAUGUCUUUAACACCACACUGCCAGCUCUAUUCACUUUUUAGGUUUCUGGAGAAGAUGAAUGAAGAUGUCCUGCUUUAAUGGUCGGCUGUUGAAUUACUUAUCCGUUCUGCAUGUAUAGUUUGCCUGGCAGAGCCAAUGAACCACUAUUCCAUUUCACUGCACCUGAAGUGCAAAGUGGCCUGUGCGUUUGAAGAUGGGAAAUCAAGCGUUUAUCUGAGAAGGGGUUGAUUGCCGGGUGGGGGGUGACCCUUUAGAUUAAAGUCUUUGUUGGGGGAGGGGUGUAAGAAUGUGAAAGCUUGUGUGUGUGAGAAACAUCAAUGUGUUUUAUGUCUCACAGCAUCAGGCUCACUUCAAUGGACGGAAAAGGAUAAAAUUGGAGUCUUGUCCUCAUUCCUUCUGUUUGAUGCCUUCCUCACAAAGUAAGACUGAAAGUGAAACAGUAGCCAGACAAGCAUAGCCACCAUCCCAUGAAUCUCUCACUUCCUUCAGGAAGGAAGCAAUGUGCUGGAGUCUGAAUUUGGUCCAGACGUGCAUAUGCUGUCGCUAAGACUGCGGAGUUGCUGAAGCAUUGAGCUCCUGAAUAUUUCAGCCAGUCAAACCCAGCGGCGCCGAAGCAGAACUAAGUGCCAGAUAUUCUCACUUAGAAGGGUCGCGCUACAGUAACUUCUGACAAGCACAAAGUCUGUUUUCUUACAGCAUCUGAAAUGUAAGUCUGUGUCUGUAGAAACCAUACACGAGUGGCUUGUUAAAUCUUUCAGUUGAUGAUGGGCUCAAUUGUUUGUAUUGAUGGGCUUAAAAGCUUUUUACGAGGACGUUAAAUAUAGGUAAAGUACAAUUUUACAUUUAUACAACCAAGAAAAAGCUCUCACCGAUAAUGGUUGUAUCUUUUAUUGGAUUUGUUUCUGGAUUGGUGUGUAAGGAUUGCAUCAGGCAGAAACUCUGUGUAUUGUGGAGAGCUGGCUUUAUAUCUAUCACAAUUGCUUUCUUCCCCUUUUCUUCCCAGAGAUGUCUGUAACCCAGUUGUAGCGGCCAUGAUAAAUGGUGUUUGUCUGCCCUGAGGCACAAUGUGUGUCAGACCCGCUGUAGGGACAGGGUUAAGCAAUCUCUUCCAUUCCGUCUCAAUAAAGUGAACAUUACACAUUAAUAUUACUCUUACAGGGUGGCGCGUUUAUUUUCAUUACAAUUGACUUUAUGAUUGGAUUUUUUAAGGAUAAAAUAUUUUCAUUUCACUUAAAUAAUUUAAAAUGGCACAGCACUGAUUUUACUUUCAUGUUGUGCUUCAUACCUGCUAGUGUAGGCUACUAAUGGGCAAUGAUCUGAUAUCAUCGAUACCAAAUGAAAACGUUGAAACACGACAUUAUCUUUAAGAAAUGUCAUAUUGAACAUUUCCAUGGCGUGUCUGUGACAGGGCUCAGAAAUGAGAAAUGUGUCACUUUCAGAACAGGAAACGUGUUUUUAUUCCUUUGAGUGCAAAUCCUUCAGAUGUCUGGAAUAGCCCAUCAAGAAAAUAGCCAAAUCGCAUUUGCUUUUGUGAGUUUAUAUAAAUGUAACUGAUUUAGCUAAAUAUGCAUGAGUUUUGAUGUGCAUUUUACCCCAACAUAAACAUAUAUUUGCUUUAAAAUAAGGCUUGAAUAGGGUCGUCUUCACCUGAAUUAGUGCAUUCUGGAUUUGUUCUACUCUGACUGCAGCUGCAACAUCCAGAAAAAUGUUUGUUUUCUACAAGCUGAGCACGAAAUUCAAAUUUCCAUCACAGUUACUCAUGUUCAUUUAAUUUAGGGAAUCCGGAUUAACAAUAGAUUAAUUGUGCAGCCCUACAUUCACAUACCGUCUUGUUUUCACUGUACAUGUGUAGCUUUUAUUGUGUCCACUCUUAUAUAGUAUGUGUAAGGUAAUUGAAAUAAUAUUUGUACUUUUUAUGAUUUUGAAUGUUUCUAUCUCUCUCUGGAUUAUUA
This is a messenger RNA of Notothenia coriiceps (black rockcod), 4039 nucleotides long. RefSeq names its product golgi SNAP receptor complex member 1 (gene gosr1). The coding region runs from base 149 to 895 and encodes 248 amino acids. The transcript has 9 exons. Gene Ontology annotation, biological process: vesicle fusion; inter-Golgi cisterna vesicle-mediated transport; endoplasmic reticulum to Golgi vesicle-mediated transport. Lineage: Eukaryota; Metazoa; Chordata; Actinopteri; Perciformes; Nototheniidae. The record is from RefSeq and is a predicted model, not a curated record. Gene Ontology annotation, cellular component: Golgi membrane; cis-Golgi network; SNARE complex. Gene Ontology annotation, molecular function: SNAP receptor activity.